Messenger RNA from Trematosphaeria pertusa, 1627 nucleotides. RefSeq names its product mRNA capping enzyme, alpha subunit. Gene Ontology annotation, molecular function: DNA ligase (ATP) activity; ATP binding; mRNA guanylyltransferase activity. The transcript has a single exon. Gene Ontology annotation, cellular component: mRNA capping enzyme complex. NCBI's taxonomy places the organism in Eukaryota, Fungi, Ascomycota, Dothideomycetes, Pleosporales, Trematosphaeriaceae. Gene Ontology annotation, biological process: 7-methylguanosine mRNA capping; DNA repair; DNA recombination. The record is from RefSeq and is a predicted model, not a curated record. The coding region runs from base 27 to 1304 and encodes 425 amino acids.
CGUCCACGUCCACACGGCUGCCCACGAUGCCGUCCACGCGACCAGGCUCCUCUGUCCCGCCGCAGAUUCCGGGCUACCUCAUCCCCAACGAUGCCGCCCAUCAGCUGAAGCAAGAGGUUGCGUCGCUCCUCGGACGCGACAACUUGCGAUUCCCGGGUGCGCAACCAGUCAGCUUCGCGCGCGAGCACCUCGCCGAGCUCCAGCGCAUGGAGUACUUCCUGUGCGAGAAGACCGACGGCGUCCGCUGCCUGCUGUUCCUCCACUGGCGCGACAACGGACAGGCCCUCGAGCCCGUAACCUUCCUUAUCGACCGCAAGAACAACUACUACGAGGUCACGCCUCCCCUCCGCUUCCCUUACUACCAGUCGCCCAGCAAUCCCGAGCAGUUCCUCUUCGCUACCAUACUCGACGGCGAGCUCGUGCACGAUGUCGACCGCGAGGACAGCGAUACAUCACCCCGACUUAUAUACUACGUCUUCGACUGUCUGGCAGUCGAUAAUCAGAAUGUAACGGGCCGUCCGCUAGACAAGCGGCUGGGCCGCCUUAAGGAAUACGUCCUUAAGCCUUACCAUAACCGGCCGCGCCAGCAGCCCUUUGAAGUCAAAGAGAAGCAAGUGUACCCGCCGUACCACGUCCGCAACAUGUUCGACAACGUGCUACCGAAUCUCCAGCACGGAAACGACGGGCUCAUCUUUACGUGCAAGAACACAAAGUACGAGUUCGGCACCGACCGGCACAUUCUCAAGUGGAAGCCGCCGCACGAAAACACAAUCGACUUCAAGCUCCGCCUCGGCGACUUCCCUCUCUUCGACCCGGAAGACGGCGAAGAGGGUCUCAUACCGGAUUACGACGCCAUGCCCACGCGCUUCCAGCUCCUCGUCUUCCACGGCAAAGACCACGGCCGCUCCGAUUACCGCCCCUUCGAGCACGACCUGCACAUCACCGAGCCCGAAUGGGAGAUGCUGAAAUCCCUCAAUCAGCGCCUCGAUGGCCGCAUUAUCGAGUGCUACCGCGAUGCCGCCGGCCACUGGAAGUUCAAGCGCGAGGACGACGGCAUGCCCCGCUGGCGCGACGACAAGCCCGACGCGAACCAUAUCCAGACGGUCAAUUCCGUGCUUGAGAGCAUCCAGGACCCGGUUACCGAGCAGGAUCUGCUGGAUGCCGAACCGCAAGUAAGGGAUGCGGUGCGUGGGCUGAGGAAGGCGGAGGAGGAGAGGAUGAAGAGGCAGCAUGCGCAGUGGCAGCAGGAGCAGAUUGACAGGGAUGCAAAGAAGCGCAAGUUUAGUGAGGUUAAUGGCCAUUGAUGGAUAUGUUGACGGUGCUGCUAGCUAAAUGGUAUAACUAAGGCCGGGGCCUCGGUCGUACCGCCUUUAAGAUUUGGAUGACGCGAUCGGAACGGCGAUUUUGGCGUUUUGGACUAAAUCAUUGGUCUCAAUGGACUCGCCAAGACUUGGAACUAGAUAUGGGAGACGCGGCGUUUUUACGGCUGGGAUUAGUCACAUUGAUAUGAUACCCGUGGGCCUACCUCUAUUUCGUACCACCUUGAAUAUAUGGACGCUUCUUCCCUCUCUCUACAUCUAGUGGAACCACGCGCAAGUCUUCUUGUUACGGGUUUACUACUUGUUGC